AUGCUGCAUAGGGCAGCAACAAGUGCAUAUUCAUGGUGGUGGGCAAGCCAUAUCAGAACCAAACAAUCAAAAUGGCUAGAACAAAACCUCCAAGAUAUGGAGGAGAAAGUAAAGUUCAUGUUGAGGAUCAUAGAACAAGAGGGAGACUCAUUUGCAAAAAGGGCAGAAAUGUACUACAAGAAAAGGCCAGAGCUUAUACAUUCAGUAGAAGAGUCAUACAGAGCAUAUAGAGCCUUAGCAGAGAGGUUUGAUCACUUAUCAAAGGAUCUACAAUCUGCAAACAGAACAAUUGCCACUGUGUUCCCAGAACAAGUCCAAUUAUCAAUAGAAAGCGACGAUGAAGACAGUUUUGCAGGCUCCACUGCAGCUUCACCGGAUCAUUUAUCGAAUCGAAGUUCAUCACCUCUGUCUAAAAACUUCCCAAAAGCUCCCAAACUUCCUACUCCAAGAACGCCGAAUGCCAAAGCACAAACUAUGUUGGCCUCAAAAAGAGAGCAACUAAGGAAAAAUCUCAACACUUCUGGCACUGUUUUCACUCCAAAUUCAGGGUUAAACAAAGAUGAAGCAUUGAAAGAAAUUGACACUUGUGAAAAAGAGAUUCUAAGCAUGCAAACAGAGAAAGAGUUUAUGAAGAGUGCAUAUGAGAGUGCAUUGGCAAAGUUUUUAGAGCUUGAAAGUAAGAUCACUGAAUCACAAACCAAAGUUUGUAAUUUGCAAGAUGAGUUUGGGUUUGGUGCGGUCAUUGAAGAUCAUGAGGCACGUACGUUGAUGGCAGGGUCUGCACUAAGGUCAUGUGCCGAGGCCUUAACCAAGUUGCAAGACGAUCAAGCAAGGACGAUGAACGAGGUGAAGGAAGAGUAUGAAAGGAUCAAAGAAGCCCAUGAAAGAAUUGAGACUUUAAUGAAAGAUUGUGGGCAAGAUGAAGAGAACACUACAGAAAGUUCGAUUUUGGGAUCGAACUUUAAAGACACACUUGUUAGCAUUGAGGGAGAGGAGGGAGCUGAAAAUGCGGAUGCAGUAAGGGAAAAAAUAAAGGAGCAGUUGAAAUUGAACUCUAACUUAACUUUAACUGAACCAGAGAUGGCUGAGAAGAUUGAUGAUUUAGUAGACAAAGUGGUAAAUUUGGAGACUACAGUUUGUUCACAAAAUGCCCUUGUGAAGAGGUUAAGACAAGAGAUUGAUGGACUUUUGGAGCAUAUUAAUAGCUUGGAAGAACAAAAGCAGCAACUACAAGAAGAUACUGCUAUGAGAAAUAGGUUGAGAGAAUUAGAAGAAGAACUUAUUAAAGUUAGAAACCUAAACAAAGAAGUUGUAGAUAAAAAGAACAGCAUUGAUGUAGAGAUUACAGGUGCAAGUUGUAACCUUGAUCAUCUUCAAGAGAAACUACAGGAUGUGAAGCCAUAUGAAGGGGUUGAAUACCCAAAGGAAGCGAAAGCUGAGCAAGACUCCACCGAGGCACAGAAAGAGGAGAUGAGAGCAAGUUACUCAGAGAAAGAGAUCGAUGGUAAUGAUUUUGAGCCACAAAUUGAGAUGAAAGAGUUGGAAGAAGAGGAGGAAGAGAAGCAAGAAAUGUCAAGGACAACCGAAAACACCAUGGAAACUGAUGUACACCUAGGUGACGAAGAUGGCAUCAAUUGGAGGCAACUCUACAUGAACAAUAUGGAGGAUCGAGAGAGGAUUUUAGUAGAGGAAUACACUAUGAUCAUUAGGGAUUACAAGGGCAUGAAAAUGAAACUUCGAGAAAUGGAGAAAAAGCAUCGAGACAAUGUAUUUGAAUUAGCAAAUCAUGUGAGGGAAUUGAGAGAUACAAUUUUAGCCAAGGAUGAGGAAAUUCAAAUGCUAAGGAGAAAACUUAAUGCUCUUCAAGGAAAUGGAGAUGAAACUGCGUAUUCAGGAUUCGAAGAAAAAGAUGGCAUGAAACUAGAUGAACAGAUUGACAAGGAGAUCAAUGUUUUGGGCAAUGAUCAGGAUCAGAGGAAGCCACUUUUCCAUCACUUGUAUGAUCGAGACAAUAUAAUUAUACAUACAUUAGAAGGAAAUAAGAAUGAUAAGAUAACUUCCUUUACUAAUGAAGGUAGUGCAAAGAGAGUAAAGAUAAACCUUGUUGCUAAAACUAGGCCAGUUUCGAGAACUGAAGGCAGGUUUCGCGGAGAGCUUGAUAAUUUACUCGAGGCAAAUCUGGACUUUUGGUUAAGAUUUAGCACCGCGUUUCACCAGAUUCAAAAGUUUCAGAGUUCAAUCAAAGACCUGCAAGCUGAGUUAGGAAAGUUAAAGCAAGGCCAGAAGAAAGGAGCAGCAAAUGACAUGCCUCAAAAUCAAGUAAAAUCAGAUGCUAGACCUUUAUAUAAGCAUUUGAGAGAGAUACAGACUGAACUAACCUUAUGGUUAGAGCAUAGUGCAGUAUUUCAAGAAGAACUAAGAAGUAGAUUCUCUUCUUUAAACAAUAUUCAAGAUGAUAUCACAAAAGUAGCAAGCGGCAAAACCAAAGAAGAAGAUGUGUUAAGUGAUUUUCAAUCAGCUAAAUUCCAAGGAGAGAUUCUUAACAUGAAACACGAGAACAGUAAGGUUGCUGAGGAGCUACAAGCUGGUGUUCAUCGUGUCAAAGCACUUAAGUUUGAGAUUGGGAAGGCACUGAUGAAGUUAGACAAAGAAUUCGGGUUCUCAGAAUCAAAGGGUAGUGUAAAGAAUCCAUUGAUGAAGCCAAGAAUUCCACUGCAUACUUUUCUGUUUGGAAUGAAGCUUAGAAAGCAUAAGAAACCAGCAGCUCCAUCAAUGUUUGCUUGUGUUAACUCAACAUUAGCUGAUGAUCCACUUAGUCCGACGUCAAAUACGUCUCAUUAG
Messenger RNA from Beta vulgaris subsp. vulgaris (sugar beet), 2841 nucleotides. Its product is annotated as protein NETWORKED 2A. The record is from RefSeq and is a predicted model, not a curated record. The transcript is spliced from 2 exons. NCBI's taxonomy places the organism in Eukaryota, Viridiplantae, Streptophyta, Magnoliopsida, Caryophyllales, Amaranthaceae. Gene Ontology annotation, molecular function: actin binding. The coding region runs from base 1 to 2841 and encodes 946 amino acids.